Debaryomyces fabryi is the source of this 711-nucleotide messenger RNA. RefSeq lists its product as uncharacterized. Bases 1 to 711 code for a protein of 236 amino acids. The transcript has a single exon. The record is from RefSeq and is a predicted model, not a curated record. Lineage: Eukaryota; Fungi; Ascomycota; Pichiomycetes; Serinales; Debaryomycetaceae.
AUGUUCAGGACAAGUAAGAUGUGCUAUGGAGUGCUGGCGAAAGCUGGAUACCGUACAGCAGCAUCUAAGCCAAUAGAAUUUUUACCAUCCCGGUUGGUAGUUGAGAAACCUUAUAAUUUCCAUGCAAUUCAUACAAAUUAUGGAUGGUUCAUCAUUCCAAAACCAUAUUAUGCUUACAGAUGGACUACCCUGAAUAUACACAAAGCAAUAGAAGAUAGAUAUCCUGAUAUUAAAGAAGUUCCAAGAUCGCAUGAAGUGUUACAAGAAGUUGUCGAUGAUUGGGGUCGAACGGUAGACAUAAGUACCAAACCAAUCAUGACUAAGACCACAAGAGCAGAUAUAAAGAAACAAAAAGAUGAAGCAUUGUAUAGAACUCAGUUGAAGGAAGAUAUUCCUUCUUUGAGCAUUUCCUCUAAGCAAACAGCAGUACCGAAAAAGCGAUCAAGAUUGGGAACUGUGACGUUUAUUCAUGCCUGGAACUACUAUUUUUCUAUAACACACCCAAAAUACAGCCAUCUCGAUAAAAAAGAAUCAAGGAGAGAAAUUGCUAAUGAAUGGAAUGCUUUAACUACAGAAGAAAAAGACGACUACCGUGAGGCAUAUGCUAAUUUGCUUAACGACGGGAAGGACAUUCACAAGGGAAAGAUCGUAUCCCGGGAAGAGAAGCUUAAGAAGCAGAGUAAAAAGAAGAAGAAAAGUGAAGAUAAGUAG